Arvicanthis niloticus (Nile rat) is the source of this 6492-nucleotide messenger RNA. The record is from RefSeq and is a predicted model, not a curated record. NCBI's taxonomy places the organism in Eukaryota, Metazoa, Chordata, Mammalia, Rodentia, Muridae.
AAUAGCCAGGCAAGAAAUUGAAAGAACGUUCCAAGGGAAUGGAACAUGAGAGAUGUGUGUGCAACCCCGAGCCAUGCAGAUCCUGGCACCUCUAACUCCCUCAGCUCAGAGCUGCUCACCUGCAGCCCCCAGCACCGGAAAGCAACAUGGUCAGGAGGCGUGAAACUUCGGCUAAAGCAGAGGUGCAGUGAACCUGCCACUCGCCCUCACUCCUGGCAUACCACCAAACUUGGGGAGACCCAGCCUGAUGUCAGCAUGAUGCAAAUAUCUCAGGGCACAGUGGGCCCUCCUUGGCACCAGAGCUACCAUUCCAGCUCUUCUACGAGUGACCUCUCCAACUAUGACCAUGCUUAUCUGAGGCGGAGCCCUGACCAGUGCAGCUCCCAGGGGAGCAUGGAAAGCCUGGAGCCCAGUGGCGGAUACCCACCCUGCCAUCUUCUUUCUCCUGCCAAGUCCACGAGCAGCAUCGACCAGCUAGGCCACCUUCACAAUAAGAGAGACUCGGCAUAUAGCUCCUUCUCCACCAGUUCUAGCAUCUUUGAGUACCCACCCCCUGGUGGCUCUGCCCGAGAACGUUCAAGUUCCACGGAUAUGAUUUCUGCCCGGGGUGGCCUUCUCGAAGGGAUGAGGCAGGCAGACAUUCGCUAUGUCAAGACAGUCUACGAUACCCGGAGGGGAGUAUCUUCUGAGUAUGAGGUGAACCCUUCAGCCUUGCUUCUUCAAGGUAGGGAUGCCCACACCUCAGCCGAUAGUCAGGGCUGUGCUAAAUGGCAUAGCAUUCCUCGGGGCAAGGGAACGCCUUCCCUGUCCUGGAGCCAGCAGUGUUCUGGUUCCCUGGAGACUGCUACUGACAACCCGCCCCACAAGGCAGGUGCACCCAUGCCCCCAACCCGCAGUGAUAGUUAUGCAGCUUUCCGCCAUGGCGAGCGUCCCAGCUCCUGGUCCAGCCUUGAUCAGAAGAGGUUCUACCGGCCUCAGACAAACUCUUCAGGCUCCCAGAAAACCCCAUUCCUGGAGGAACAACUGCAUACAGUCCCAGAGAGGAGUCCAGAGAACAGCCCCCCAGUGAAACCUAAGCAUAAUUAUACCCGGAAGACGCAGCCUGGCCAACCUCUGCUGCCCACUGGCAUCUAUCCGGUACCUUCUCCAGAGCCUCACUUUGCCCAGGUGCCCCAGCCCUCUGUGAGUAGUAAUGGUACAGUCUACCCUGCACUAGUCAAAGAGAGUGGAUACACAGCUGCUCAGGGAACUUGUAACAAGAUGGCUGCCUUAGAUGAGAACGGAAAUCAAAAAGAAGCUAGCAGGCCUGGGUUUGCCUUCUGUCAGCCCCUAGAACAGGACUCAGUGACUCUUGUGGAGAAAAAGCCAGAGCCCGCGGCCAAAUACCUCUACAAAGUCCAUUUUUCUUCAGUGCCUGAAAAUGAAGACUCUUCCCUAAAGAGACACGUCACAUCUCCCCAUGGCAAUAGCCCAUAUCCCAGUGAGAGAAAGAACAUUCAUGGUGGCAGCAGACCAUGUUCUAAUCAGCACAGUCUCGCAUCCCCUCAGGCCCAGGCCAUGCUCGUGGGUGAUGACAGGAAGCCUUCCAGGCUCUUUCAGCCUUGGGAUGGAGACUUUCAGGAAGAUCACAAUGCCAACCUCAGGCAGAAAGUAGAGAGGGAAAGCCAAGGCCAGGGCUUGUCAGGCAACUUUGGCAGAACCAAGUCGGCCUUCUCAUCUCUCCAGAAUAUUCCGGAGAGUCUAAGAAGACCAAGCAGCGUGGAGCUCGGAGAAGCCCCGGAGGUUUACCCCGGUGGCAGGUCCACCUGUGCCCCCACCACCAAGGUGGAGGACCCUGGAAGGAAAGCAGGGCCCGACCACAGAGGCUUCCUGGAUAGGUCUGUUUCCUAUCCAAGGCCCGAGGGGAAAAUGAACGCUGUAGAAUCUUUCCACAGUGCAGACUCCAGGUAUGAAGAGCCCCCGGCCCCACCGCUGCAGCAGCAGCAGCAGCAGCACCAGAGGCGCCUGAGCGCCAGCAGCACGUCUGCCCUGCAGUACAGGAAGCCCCACUGCUCCGUGCUGGAGAAGGUUUCUAAAAUAGAGGAGCGAGAGCAGGGGCGCCACAGACCCCUGAGUGUGGGCAGCUCCGCUCACGGCCUCAGCUACAGGCCCAGUAGGACCGGCCCGACUCCCAGUACUUUCUCCAGUGACCUUGACGAGCCAAAAGCAAGCAGCGUCCAUGGCCCUGAGUCCACUGAGCACCUGCGCAAUGGGGAGCAGAACCCCCCAAACGGGGAGUCUAAGCAGGAAGAGGCCUCCUGGCAGCACUGCGGCCAGCUGCCGAGGAGGGCCACUGCAGAUGGCCGAGGGCCUCCUGCCCGAGGCAGUGAGCCCCCGAGGCCGGAGGCCCGCCUGCUCCGCAGCCAGAGCACCUUUCAGCUCGUCAGCGAGGCGGAGAAAGAAGCCUCCUGGCCGGAGGACAGGCCCAGCACCCCCGAGUCGCCCCUGCUGGACGCGCCCUUCAGCCGCGCCUACAGGAACAGCAUCAAGGACGCCCAGUCCCGCGUCCUGGGAGCCACGUCGUUUCGUCGUCGAGACCUGGAACCGGGCACCGCCGCGACCUCGAGGCCCUGGCGCCCGCGACCUGCCUCUGCCCACGUGGGGAUGCGGAGCCCGGAGGCCGCGGCGCCCUCGUCCUCCCCGCACACCCCUCGGGAGCGACACAGUGUGACCCCGGCCGCGGGGACCCCGCCCGCACCCCAGGCUGCCCGCAGAGGGCCACGCCGGCGGCUCACGGCCGAGCAGAAGAAGCGCUCCUACUCGGAGCCUGAGAAGAUGAACGAGGUGGGGGUCUCGGAGGAGGCCGAGCCCGCGCCCCGCGGCCCACUGAGGCCCGCGCAGCAGCGCUUCUCGGAGAGCACCGUGGCCGACCGGCGCCGCGUCUUCGAGCGCGACGGCAAGGCCUGCUCCACGCUCAGCCUGUCGGGCCCCGAGCUGAAGCAGUUCCAGCAGAGUGCCCUGGCCGACUACAUCCAGCGCAAGACCGGCAAGCGGCCCUCCGGAGCCGUGCACGCCGGAGCCCGGGCUGCGCGAGCGCGCACAGAGCGCCUACCUCCAGGCGGGCCCCGCGGCGCCCGAAGGCCCCGGCUGGCCUCCGCCUGCAGCCUGAGCUCGCUGCGGGAGCCCGAGGCGCUGCCCCGCAAGGAGCACCCCCAUCAGUCCGCCGCAGAUGGACCACAGGCACCCCGAGAUCGCAGCAGCUCCUUCGCCAGCGGACGCCUAGUCGGGGAGCGACGACGCUGGGAUCCUCAGGCCCCCAGGCAGCUGCUCAGCGGACCGAGGGGUGUCCAGAGGAUGGACAGGACCCCUGGCGGGCCGCCUUCCUGGGGCAUGGUGGCCGGGAAGGCGGGGAAGUCCAAGUCAGCCGAGGAUUUGCUGGAGCGCUCGGAUUCCCUGGCGGUCCCUGUGCAUGUGAGGUCCAGGUCGUCUCCCACCUCCGACAAGAAAGGUCAGGAUGUGCUCCUGAGGGAAGACAGUGGCUUUGGUCUUGUGAAGGAUCCAUGUUGUUUGGCUGGCCCUGGGUCUAGGUCUCUCAGCUGCUCAGACAGAGGCCCAAAAGAGCUGCCAUUACCCCUGUACCAUCCCAUGCCUUGCUGGAAUGGCUCAUCCUGCAAAGCCGCUGUGGGUUCCUCAGCUCCUAUGGAAUCUUCUGGAGCCUCAGAUCAUCUGAAGCAACUUAGAGCCCCUGGCCCUAGGCCGCUUUCGGCAGGAAUACACAGCCACUUCCCAGAUGCCAGAGCUGCUUCGGUGGCCCCACUCAGCUCCCCUCUGCCAUCAGGGGUCCCCUCCAGUUACUGCUCACAGCCUGCCAUGGAUCAGCAGACUGGGCAACAGCCUCUCCCAUCUCCUGCUUCUGCAGUGACCCAGCCUCCCAGCCCAGGAAGCCAUGAGCUCAACAGUCCAGCGUAUGGGCUAGAGGAGGGAAUGUGGAAGAGGGUGUCCCUGCCUCAGCGACCCUCUCCACCUUGGGUGAAGUGGGCCCACGCAGUCAAAGAGGACAGCCUUGCCAAGGAUGCCUCAGUGCCUGAGUUUGCAAGCCAGAAGCACUGUAAACAGCAGCCGAGUCUUCCGAGUUCCUGCAGCACUUCUGACCCAGACACUCCAGGAAGGAUCUCUCUCCGGAUAUCAGAGUCAGCCCUUCAAGCAUCCCCACCGCCCCGGGGGGACUAUGAUGAUGAAGUCUUCAUGAAGGACGUACACCCCAAGGUUGCUUCAAGCCCCACAUUUGAAGCUCUUCCCCCACCACCACCGCCACCUCCUCCACCGAGCCAGGAACCUCUAGCAAACGGCUCAGAUGACUUUCCUCCACCUCCUCCCCAAGCCAUGUGUGAGGUGCUGCUGGAUGGUGAAGCAUCCAAGGAACCUGGCAGUGGUUUCUGCAGGCUUCCCAGGGUGACAGUCACAAGGGAAGGGCACGUGCCUGGGGCAGUCCAUUCCGAACAUAGUCAGAUAAUGACUGCCACACCACCCCAAACUUCAGCCAAAGGUUCAGAAGCCGAGUCUAACACACCUUCCAGCGUGGGUGCCCAGCCUCAGCCCAGUGGUCCUCUUGGCAAGCAGCCCGGUCCUAGCCAGACACAAAACCUCACUUACGAACCUGUUGACAGAACUCAGGAUCUAGGAAAGAAAAUACAUGCUGAGCCUCAGAAGACCUCAGAAGAUAUCCGAACAGAGGCUCUUGCCAAGGAAAUUGUCCACCAAGACAAGUCUCUGGCGGACAUUUUGGAUCCGGACUCCAGAAUGAAGACAACGAUGGACCUGAUGGAGGGUUUGUUCCCCAGAGAUGCCAAUGUGCUGAAGGACAGUGUUGCAAAGAGGAAAGCCUUAGACAUGACCGCCAGGCAUGGCGGAUGUGAAGCCAAGAUGAGCGAGCACAAGGAGGCAGCGGGUGUGCUGGUCAACUGCCCUGCUUACUACAGUGUCUCUGCUGCCAAGGCGGAACUGCUGAACAAAAUCAAAGACAUGCCACAGGAGCUGCGGGAGGAGGAGGAGCAGGAGGACGUCAAUGAGAAAAAGGCUGAGCUCAUUGGAAGCCUCACCCACAAGCUCGAGACCCUCCAGGAAGCAAAGGGGACUCUGCUCAUGGACAUCAAGCUGAACAAUGCCCUGGGAGAAGAGGUGGAGGCUCUGAUCAGUGAGCUCUGCAAACCAAACGAGUUUGACAAGUACAAGAUGUUCAUAGGGGACUUGGACAAGGUGGUCAACCUGCUGCUCUCCCUGUCUGGACGCCUCGCCCGCGUGGAGAACGUCCUCAGUGGUCUUGGUGAAGACGCCAGUAAAGAAGAAAGGAGUUCUCUGAAUGAGAAAAGGAAGGUUCUGGCUGGGCAGCAUGAGGAUGCCCGGGAGCUCAAGGAGAACCUGGACCGGAGGGAGCGCGUGGUGCUGGACAUCCUGGCCAAUUACCUGUCUGAUGAGCAGCUCCAGGACUACCAACACUUUGUGAAAAUGAAGUCCACACUCCUCAUUGAACAGCGGAAGCUGGAUGACAAGAUAAAGCUGGGCCAGGAGCAGGUCAGGUGUCUGCUGGAGUCACUUCCCUCGAACUUCAGGCCCAAGGCCGGGGCCAUCUCCCUGCCCCCUGCCCUCACCAGCCAUAUGACUCCUGGGGGCGGCUCUGUAUUGGGUGGCAUUUUCCCAACGUUGACCUCUCCUCUCUGACCUCUCCUGAAAGACCCGAGCAAAAGAUGCCACGCUCAACACUGUUUAAUAUGAAAGAUAUUUUACUACAAACUGCGGUUUGAGUUGUGGGUUAUUGGGGGCUUCCUGAGUAAAGGGAAGACACAAUCCAGGAGUCUUUCUUGCCUUUUACGGUUGGUCUUCUGCGAGCUCGCACGUUGCUAGAGCCUUCCCACUCUGUGGAAGGGAAGUCAGUGACACUGACUUGAUGGAGGGUGUCUGGUGCCGGUUCCCCAGGCUGAGGUGGCAGAGAUGAGCAUGUGGCACCCUCAGGAAUGUAUCCACGGCAGCCUUCCUUGCUGGUGGGCAGUGUACAAGUACCAGCCUGUAACACAAAGCCUUAAAAAGACACACACGUUAAGAAAACUGUAAAACCCCCAAACAUUUUUGUUAUUUAUAUUUUUAAAAAUGAAAAAGAUGAUUAUGUUUGUAUGCUAACCACUUACUUGAUUCUGUUUUGUGGUGGAUGUAGACAAUUACGUUUGAGCUUUGUAUUUCGUGAAAACCUUAAUGAAGAAUUCCAAAGAUAGUCAAAUUGAAUAUAGAGAUUUUUGUGGGCUUUUCUUCUGCUCGUUUGCUUUUUUUAAAAUGUAUUUUGUGUGUAUAUAUUUGAUGUUAGGUAGCUGGGGGUGCCGCAGUAUGCGUCUAGAGUUAGACAACUGUGUGGGUUUUGAGGCUUGAACCUGGCUCAUCAGGCUUGUGUGUCACAUACCUUCCACCCACUGAGCCCUCUCUCCAGCCCUUGUCUGAUGUUAAUAAAGACCCGUGGCCAUUCUG